Molecule: messenger RNA, 2054 nt
Organism: Cercospora beticola
Lineage: Eukaryota; Fungi; Ascomycota; Dothideomycetes; Mycosphaerellales; Mycosphaerellaceae
Source: RefSeq, a predicted model, not a curated record
GAGAAACGUUGGUGUGAGCUGCGUGCUGCCGCUCGCUACAGAUGGUCCGACGCUGCGCACGCCGACUUGAUUUGCGGUAACACACCUUCCACGUAGAAUACUGGACUGGCUCCGAUGCAUUACGACCUCGAUACUGCCGAAUUUUGUUGGUCGAGAAAUCCUCAUGUCAAGGAGGCACAGCGAGCUCUAUUGAACAUCACGUCCGCUGCAACACCCCAGGCCGAAGCAUAGUGACGAUCACCCACGCCUGGUGCACUGCAUUCCUUGCGAACCAGCCAUCCUCCAACGUGGAUUUAAGGCAGGAUGCUGGCGAAGCGGCGCCAUGCCUCGCUACGGCUGUUCGUCUUUACAGGUCUUUGCGUAACUUUGGGCAUUUGGUACUUGCGACCAAUGUCUGUCGGGAUAUCGCCGGCCACCGUGCAGACAUAUUGGUCUUCUGCUGAAUCAUCAACAUCAGAAUCGCUAGCGACAACAGCUGGGCCAGGAUUAUCGAAGGAACAUCCUAUUCUGACAAUUUCCAAGGCAGCCACUCGCAAACAUGAAGAGAAGGUUGCGCGCCAAUCCAGUACCUACGAGCAAGCCGUCGCAGAAUACCUCCGUCGAUAUGGAAGAACGCCACCCCCAAAUUUCGAGUACUGGUUUGCCUACGCCAAAGCAGUAUCGUCCCCUAUCAUAGACGACUUUGACGUCCUCGAUGAUGCGAUUUCUCCUCUUCUUCAGUACAGCGGGGCGGAAAUUCAGAAGACGAUGGACCGGCCGCACGCUCGAGCAGAGAUAGCACCUUGCAGGAUCAAAAACAGCCAAUUGCAAGAGGGCUGUGAAGUUCUGGGAGAUGUCAUCUUGCGUAUCUUUGCCGACGCUAGAGUAAUUGGCCACCUGCCUGAUGUUGAGCUCCUGAUCAAUAUGCUCGAUGAACCGCGUAUCCUGCUGAAUCGCAACUCAUCAUCCAGCGCUCGCUUGCGGCACCAGCAGCGCGACCUCGAACCGGAACCAGACGAAGUGGAGUGGAAGGACCUCGGCCAAGGUAAUGCAUGGCAAGAACUUGUCGUUGACCAGUGUCGCGAGUCACGGCCCUCACUGGAGUCGUAUUCAGAGCUUGUGUCGCUCGGCAGCGAGCACAAAGUCUUUGGAUUCGUGCAGGACAACUUCAAGUCGUUGUCCCUCUGCGACCACAAGGAGUGGAAGCACGCGCACGGGCUUUGGGAGUCCGCAACAUCUCUUCACACCGCAAAUGUCCCCUUGCCCGUACUGUCGCCUGCAGUAAUUUCCACUAUGAACGAUAUUCCAUUUCCAGCAAGAGCAUACACCCACAGCGAUUAUGCUUCGGAUCCUGAAGAGAGUGUUGAGUACGAAGAGAAGACUCAUGCACUGUAUUGGGCGGGGAAGACCACAGGAGGAUUUCAAAAUGUGACUGAAGACGACUGGCUGCCCCUUCAUAGGCAGCGGUUCGUCAGUCUCGCAAAUGACAUGGAUGCGGAAGCUCAAACGUUGCUGCGCCGAAGAGGAAAGAAUGGGCCAUGGGAGCCCAUAAAACAGAGCCUCAAAAAGACCAUGUUUAACGUUCAUUUCACAGACGUUGUGCAAUGCUCACCAGAAGCUUGUGCUCACCAACAAGAAUACUUUGACGUGAUCGCUCCCGAGCCAAGGAAGACAGCCCUGGAAUACACUCUUGUGUUCGAUGCUGAUGGCAAUGGCCACUCUGCGAGAUACUAUCGAUUCGUCGAAUCAAAUUCUCUGCCGCUGAAGCAAACAGUGUUCCGCGAAUGGCACGAUGAUAGGCUACAGCCUUGGCUACAUUACAUACCUAUCUCACUCGAGAUGACUGAGUUGGCGGAGGUCGUCCGAUAUUUUGUCGAGGAGAGAGAAGGCAGAGUUCUCGCCAAAGAACUCGCACUAGCUGGUAGGGAAUGGGCACUGAGAUCAAUGCGGCCUGUUGAUCAGGUUGUGUACAUAUAUCGUUUGCUGCUCGAGCUGGCUCGUUUGCAGGAUCCCGAGCGUCCAGCUUUGCCGUGAUUGAGCAAACCUCGCAAGAAAUUCCAUAUCAAAUAUAGCGC